Gigantopelta aegis is the source of this 3413-nucleotide messenger RNA. RefSeq names its product sodium-dependent serotonin transporter-like. The record is from RefSeq and is a predicted model, not a curated record. Gene Ontology annotation, cellular component: membrane; neuron projection. The transcript is spliced from 17 exons. Bases 88 to 2916 code for a protein of 942 amino acids. Gene Ontology annotation, molecular function: serotonin:sodium:chloride symporter activity; serotonin binding. NCBI's taxonomy places the organism in Eukaryota, Metazoa, Mollusca, Gastropoda, Neomphalida, Peltospiridae. Gene Ontology annotation, biological process: serotonin uptake; sodium ion transmembrane transport.
AGCAAGAUGGCGUGGUGGAAGAAGAAAAAGGUUUACAAACAAGAACUUUUGUGCACAAAGCACGUCAGCUAAUACAAAGACAUAGAGAUGGACGGCGAUUCGCGUGAGACGUGGGGAAGUUCGACGGAAUUCCUUCUGUCGGUGAUCGGGUUUGCUGUGGAUCUAGGAAAUGUCCAGAGAUUUCCCUACAUCUGUUACAAGAAUGGUGGAGAUGCUGACAUAUUCCUUCACGAAAACAGUCAGACAGUUCUGCUUUUGGUACAGAUACUGACAUAUUCCUUCACGGAAACAGUCAGACAGUUCUGCUUUUGGAUAAAUUUCUUUGCUAUUCUGACAGAAUACUCAGUUGUCGUCGAUAUAAAUGGCGGAUGCAGACAUACGGGACAUACAGGCGCUGCAUGCAGUAGUGGUACCUGGCGAAAGGAGGAGGCGUUUGAGAAGAAGGCGAUAGUGAAAUGGUUGAGCUUACCAAUUGCAUCAUUGAGACCGCAGUACAUAAAGAUGCCAAAUGAUGAAGAAUCAGUCCACAUAAAGAGACAAUUUCACAACAUGACAGGAUUUCCAGGCAUUAUUGGGUGUAUAGAUGGAAAGCACAUUAGAGUCGCUUGCCCAGUAAAGGUUCAUAAUGCAGCCUCAUACAUGAAUCGCAAGGGCUACCAUUCUCUCAAUUUGCAAAUGGUGUGUGAUUCUUCCAUGAAGAUAACAAAUGUGGUGGCACGAUGGCCGGGAUCUAGUCAUGACAGUCGUAUCUUCCGCUCAAGCACUCUACGGGAUCAUCUUGAAGAUGGAACGAUCAGGGGGAUUCUAUUGGGGGACAGUGGAUACGCAUGCGAGAGAUACCUUUUGACGCCAAUUCUCAGAGCAGGUACUGAUUCAGAACGCCGCUAUAACACAUCACACCGGCGCACACGUAACAUCAUAGAACGUGUGUUUGGAUUACUGAAGAGAAGAUUCCCCUGCAUCGGUGUGGAUUCACGUUUACGAUGUCACAUUGAAACAAGUAUUGGCUAUGGUAUUCUUAUCGUCGCUACGCUGGUUGGGGCUUAUUACAACACAAUGAUCGGAUGGUCCAUCUACUUUCUGAUAUCAUCAUUCCAGACAAAGGUACCGUGGAGUCUGUGUAACCAGACAUGGAACACGCCAGACUGUGUCACGGCCGACAACAUGGAACACGCCAGUAACACAAGCAUAUCGUCGGCAGCAGAAUUCUUUGAUCGUGAACUGUUGGAAGUGCACAGAUCUACUGGAAUAGGUGAUCUGGGAUCCAUCAAGUUGUCUCUGGCUCUGUGUAUGAUUUCCGUCUUUAUCGUCGUCUACUUCAGUCUCUGGAAGGGAGUCAAGCAGUCUGGAAAGGUGGUAUGGGUGACCGCCACGGCGCCCUACAUCAUCAUGUUCAUGUUGUUGGUCCGUGGUUGCACACUGCCGGGAGCGAUGGAAGGUAUCAAAUAUUUUCUCACCCCGAAAUUCGAAAGUCUGCUGGUAUCUGGAGUAUGGAUAGAUGCGGCUGCACAGAUAUUUUUCUCCCUGGGUCCAGGCUUUGGCGUUCUGUUAGCACUGUCCAGUUACAAUACGUUCAACAACAACUGCUUCAGGGAUGCCAUUAUAACAAGCCUUGCCAACUGUGCUGCAAGUCUACUGGCUGGUUUCGUGGUUUUCUCCGUGCUCGGCUACAUGGCGGAUCUACAACACACCACAAUCGACAAGGUCGCAGUUGAUGGUCCUGGUCUGGUGUUUGUCGUGUAUCCAGAGGCCAUCGCCACCUUGGCUGGAUCCCAUUUCUGGGCCGUCCUCCUGUUCUUCAUGUUUAUCACGCUUGGUCUGGACAGCACGUUUGGAGGUAUGGAAUCAUCCAUCACGGCCAUAUGCGACCAGUUUCCUAAACUGAAGUCCAAACGACCGAUCGUACUUGGAGUCCAGCUGGUUAUCUGCAUCUUGGCGGGACUGCCAACUGUAACUUAUGGUGGUAAUUAUGUCAUCUUUUUAAUGGAUAAUCAUUCUGCACCUGUUGCCAUCAUUUUCUUCUGUUUAAUAGAGGUGAUAGCAGUCAACUGGAUAUAUGGUUGUAGCAAAUUCUCUUCUGACAUCAAGGCUAUGCUUGGUUUUGAGCCUGGCCUCUAUUGGAAAGUGUGCUGGGUAGUUAUCGCUCCGUUAACUAUGAUGACAUUGCUUGUGAUGACGAUUUAUGGCUAUCCUGGUCUGAUUCUCGGGGAAUACGUGUACCCCGAUUGGUCGGUAAAAGUCGGUUGGUGCUUGACGUUUUCUUCCAUGAUGUGUGUACCAGGAUUCAUGAUCUACUGGUUCUUCAAAACAGAAGGCAGCUUUAAAAAUAGAAUGCAAAUGAUGAUUAAGCCUGUUGAAUUCCCUACGCAUCUUCCAAAUGUGGGUACAAAGUACGAAGAUGAAGAAAAAUAUGACGACGAAAGUCCAAGGAUAGAAACUCAUUCCAUAGUUGAAAUGGAAGAACAAGAGGAAACGGACAAAAAGGAAGAAAAAACUCAUGUUAAAAUACACCAUGGAACGUUGAAACACCUGAAAAGGAUAAAACAUCUAACAACGAAAAAACAUCAUCUAAAAAAGAAGGAAAAGAAGAUACAUGCAAAAAUGCACAAACACCUGAAACAUAAAAAGGGAGAAACAAGUAAAACAGAAGAAAAACCAGAACAUAAAGAACAUGAACAACCAGACCAACCAGAACAUGAAGGACAUGAAGAACAUAUAGAACUUAUAGAACAUAUAGAACUUAUAGAACAUAAAGGACAUGAACAACCAGAACAUAGAGAAGAUAAAGGACAUAGAGAACAUAUAGAACAUAAAGAACCAGAACAUAAAGAACAUAAAGGACAUGAAGAACCAGAACAUAUAGAACAUAAAGAACCAGAACAUAAAGAACAUAAAGGGCAUAUGAAAAAAAGAUAAAUCCAAUAAUCUGUCAUUCCAAUAUAUACAUACACCAAUGAAAAAUGAGUAACCAACUCAAGUACUAACACUCAUAAAAUGUGUCGUAAUAAACCCUAAUUUCAAACCCCCUAAAUCAUUUAUUUAUGUCAUCUUUACCAUUAAUAAUUAAUAACAUAUGAAAUUAAUAGGAUAUAAAUAUUUUAUUACAUUGGUUUUUCUGCGAGUUUUGUUUUGUUUUUUGUUGGGUUUUUUAGUAUUAUAAUUAUUUAAAUUUUGUUCUUUUGUCUAUUUAUAAUUCAUGUCAAAACGAUAAUGAAAUGGCAAUUUCAAGGGAAAUGUUGUGGAAAAAAGUCUCACCAAUAUAUAAAAUGCAAUUUUGUGGUUGACAUUGUUUUUGAAUUUAAAGUGCAUAUAUAUAGAAAAUAUAGAAACGUAACCACUUGUUUGGGUUAUUUCAAAAGAAAGGUGAACAUUUAAAAAUUUGCUUUCUGAAAAAUAAAACAAUUCCAAUUCAA